CUAUGUUAAUUUAGCAUUACCGCUUCAAUACAGCUGUUGAAGCUUGCGCAACGAAACACAGCUCAACAGCUGUUGCUGCUGCUGUCUGUUAGUAGUUAUAAACAUUCCCGUUUACUUUUUAUUAAAAUGGAUAAUUAUCCGCAAAAAUUAAUCGAUCAGUAUUUGAAGGUUUCAAAUAAAUUAAAAAAGUUCGAUAGAACAGUUUUGAAGCGUUUUGCACCCAAUGUCACGGAAGUGUUGGAUGAGUUUGCCCGCUUGGCUACACGCUUCGAGGAAGCUGGUAUUUUCGAGUAUGCUGCUAUGUGUCACCUAGGCGUGGGCAAAUGUGAACUCUCUGCCGGCAAUGUAGUUAAUGAAUGCCAAGCCUACUUAAGAGCAGCACGAGCAUUUAUGCAUGCACAUAACACAAACGCCACAUUGCAGCUGCGUUCGAGUGGUGGUGAAUGUAAGGAAGGUGCACUACGUUGCUACACACAAGCAUUGGAGCGUUGUGCUGAUGAUACAGUACUCAAAGCGGCUAUUAUUCGUGAGAUGUCACCCCUGCAGCCACACUAUGAUGGUUGCAGUAGUUUCGCCUCACCUGCACAUCGCAUAUACGAAUUGGAACUAUCCGCACACACAACGCUGGAACAAAAAGAUUUUCUUAGUGCGCUACAACAACUUGAUGAUAUAGUUGAUAACAUAUGUGAACGCAAACAACAUGAAUUGUAUACAGAUUUAUUGCGGCGUGUAGAAAUACUACGUUUACUGCUGCUUAUAGCAUUAAAUUUACCACCUGCACGACAAUCACCAUCACACAUAAAGUUAAUAGAAUAUUAUGAGGGUCUAGCUAAUUUGGAAGGUCAUGAUUUGACGCAAAGUAGUUCACCACUAGCAGCUGCAGGUGGUAAUCAUUAUAGCACAGGAACUUAUGUACCACUAGAAAUGAAAUGGGAGUUAGCCGAGAUAGUUUUGGCUUGGAAGGAAUGUCGUACGAUGGAUUUUAAAGUGAUGUUGGCGCAGUUUUUGAGCAAAUUCAGUGCAUUAAAUGAGGCGCAUCGCUUUGUGGGGCGUAGCAUAUGUGAAAAAAUAGAGGAGAAAUAUUGAGUGAUAGAAAUGUGUAUGAGUUAAAAUGGUUUGGGUAGAAUGAAAAUCUUUUCACCUAAGAAACUUAUGUAGUAUGUUCAGUUGCUUAGAUAUUUUAAUAAAAUGUUAAUGGAAA
Ceratitis capitata (Mediterranean fruit fly) is the source of this 1201-nucleotide messenger RNA. RefSeq lists its product as uncharacterized. Gene Ontology annotation, biological process: vesicle cytoskeletal trafficking. The coding region runs from base 127 to 1086 and encodes 319 amino acids. Gene Ontology annotation, cellular component: early endosome. NCBI's taxonomy places the organism in Eukaryota, Metazoa, Arthropoda, Insecta, Diptera, Tephritidae. The record is from RefSeq and is a predicted model, not a curated record. The transcript has 2 exons.